AAGGUUUAGGAGAGCUUUAUUUAGAAAACAAGAACUUGGUGAUGCCUGAGGAAGCGAGGAGAGACUUUAAAUGUAGAGUGUCUGGCCAGGAAGCAUAAGCUGGGACAAGGUGCAGUGAUGCUGGAUGGUAGGGAAGCUGUGGAAACCUGAAGAUGCGGGUCCUGACUGAAUUGGCUGCUUCUGGAACAGACUGGAUGAGGAUGAACAUACUCUGAGGAGCCCGGGGGCCGCUCUGCCAGAGUUUGUUUGAAGAGAAGCCAGGGAUUUUUGUCCCUGAGUCAUGGAAGACAGAAGAGCUGAGAAGUCAUGUGAACAAGCGUGCGAAUCACUUAAGAGGCAGGACUAUGAAAUGACCCUCAAGCACUGCACAGAGGCCCUCCUUUCUCUUGGCCAGUACUCCAUGGCCGACUUCACAGGGCCAUGUCCACUGGAGAUAGAAAGCAUCAAAAUUGAGAGUCUUCUUUACAGAAUCGCCUCGUUUUUGCAACUGAAAAACUAUGGGCAAGCUGAUGAAGAUUGUAGGCAUGUGCUGGGGGAAGGCCUGGCCACGGGAGAUGGUGCCUUCCAGGCAGUGCUUUGCUGCAUGCAGCUGAAAGGAAAGCUCCAGCCUGUAUCCAACAUUCUUGCCAAGUCGCUGACAGGAGAGUCCCUGAAUGGGAUGGUAACAAAAGAUUUGACAAGACUGAAAACACUUCUCACAGAAACAGAGACAGCAACUAGUAACGUCCUGUCUGGAUAUCACGUGGAAGGCUUGGAAGGGGGAUCUUGUAAUGGUUGGCAUUUCCGCCCACCACCUAGGGGAAUCACAAGCAGCGAGGAAUAUACUUUGUGUAAAAGAUUUUUAGAACAAGGCAUCUGUAGGUACGGUGCCCAGUGUACUUCAGCGCACUCCCAGGAAGAACUAGCAGAAUGGCAGAAACGAUACGCCUCGCGGCUGAUAAAAUUGAAACAGCAAAACGAGAAUAAACAGCUCUCAGGCAGUUACAUGGAGACCUUGAUAGAAAAGUGGAUGAAUUCAUUAUCUCCUGAGAAAGUGCUUAGCGAAUGUAUAGAGGGAGUAAAAGUUGAGCAUAAUCCUGAUCUGUCGGUUACUGUCAACACCAAAAAGUCUCACCAGACAUGGACCUUUGCUCUUACUUGUAAGCCUGCAAGAAUGCUGUGUCGGGUAGCGUUGCUCUAUGAUGCACAUCGUCCUCAUUUUAGUAUCAUUGCAAUAUCUGCCGGAGAUAGUACUACCCAGGUAUCGCAGGAAGUCCCAGAGAACUGUCAAGAAUGGAUAGGAGGGAAGAUGGCCCAAAAUGGAUUAGAUCAUUACGUGUAUAAAGUCGGGAUAGCAUUUAACACAGAAAUCUUUGGAACUUUUCGCCAAACCAUAGUUUUCGACUUUGGAUUGGAACCAGUACUCAUGCAAAGAGUAAUGAUUGAUGCGGCUUCUACAGAAGAUCUUGAAUACCUGAUGCAUGCAAAACAACAGCUAGUAACCACAGCUAAGCGUUGGGAUUCUUCUUCUAAGACUAUUAUAGAUUUUGAACCUAAUGAAACUACUGAUUUGGAGAAGAGCCUUCUUAUCAGAUACCAAAUUCCUCUCUCUGCUGACCAGCUGUUUACCCAGUCGGUUUUAGACAAAUCAUUGACCAAGACCAACUAUCAGUCACGGCUGCAUGACCUUCUUUAUAUUGAGGAGAUAGCCCAGUAUAAAGAAGUCAGCAAGUUCAACCUUAAAGUGCAAUUGCAGAUUCUAGCAAGCUUCAUGCUUACAGGAGUUUCUGGAGGCGCAAAGUAUGCUCAGAAUGGACAACUUUUUGGUCGCUUUAAGCUUACUGAAACACUUUCUGAAGAUACUUUGGCUGGACGGCUGGUGAUGACCAAAGUCAAUGCUGUUUAUUUAUUACCAGUCCCUAAAGAGAAGUUAGUACAGACCCAGGGAACCAAAGAGAAGGUUUAUGAAGCUACUAUUGAAGAGAAAACAAAAGAAUAUAUAUUUUUAAGGAUAUCCAGGGAAUGCUGUGAAGAACUUAAUCUUCGGCCUGAUUAUGACACACAGGUUGAACUUCAGUUUCAAUUAAAUCGAUUACCCCUCUGUGAAAUGCAUUAUGCGCUAGACAGGAUCAAGGACAAUGGGGUUUUGUUUCCAGACAUCACUAUGACUCCAACCAUACCUUGGAGUCCCAACAGACAGUGGGACGAACAAUUGGAUCCUCGGCUGAAUGCAAAACAGAAAGAGGCUGUUCUGGCCAUCACAACUCCUCUUUCAAUCCAGCUGCCUCCCGUCCUCAUCAUCGGGCCCUAUGGGACAGGCAAAACGUUCACUCUAGCUCAGGCGGUCAAGCACAUACUCCAGCAGCAGGAGACGAGCAGGAUUCUCAUUUGCACCCAUUCUAAUAGUGCUGCUGAUCUCUACAUAAAGGAUUAUUUACAUCCAUAUGUAGAAGCAGGCAAUCCCCAGGCAAGACCUCUCAGGGUAUAUUUCAGAAAUCGCUGGGUUAAGACUGUCCACCCAGUUGUGCAUCAGUACUGUUUGAUCUCAAGCGCACAUUCCACCUUUCAGAUGCCACAGAAAGAAGAUAUUCUUAAACACCGAGUGGUGGUUGUUACAUUGAAUACUUCCCAGUACCUCUGUCAGUUGGACCUUGAACCUGGGUUUUUUACACACAUUCUGUUAGAUGAAGCUGCCCAGGCCAUGGAGUGUGAAACCAUUAUGCCUCUAGCGUUAGCAGCUAAAAAUACGCGGAUUGUCUUGGCUGGUGACCACAUGCAGCUCAGUCCUUUUGUUUACAGCGAGUUUGCCAGGGAGAGAAACCUUCAUGUGUCAUUACUUGAUCGACUCUAUGAGCAUUACCCUGCCGAGUUUCCGUGUAGGAUCCUCCUGUGUGAGAAUUACCGCUCCCAUGAAGCUAUCAUCAAUUACACCUCUGAGCUCUUCUAUGAGGGCAAACUGAUGGCCAGUGGAAAGCAACCAGCACACAAGGAUUUCUACCCACUAACUUUCUUUACAGCACGAGGGGAAGAUGUACAAGAAAAAAAUAGCACAGCUUUUUAUAAUAAUGCAGAGGUCUUCGAAGUGGUGGAACGUGUGGAAGAGUUGAGACGGAAGUGGCCGGUAGCAUGGGGGAAGUUGGAUGAUGGCAGUAUUGGCGUGGUGACUCCGUACGCUGAUCAAGUGUUUAGGAUACGUGCUGAACUUCGGAAAAAGAGAUUAUCUGAUGUUAAUGUAGAAAGGGUGCUAAAUGUUCAAGGAAAGCAGUUCAGAGUUUUGUUUCUUAGCACAGUACGUACAAGGCAUACUUGUAAACACAAACAGACACCAAUUAAAAAGAAAGAGCAACUGCUGGAAGAUUCCACAGAGGAUUUAGAUUAUGGUUUUUUAUCUAACUACAAGCUUCUCAAUACUGCCAUCACAAGAGCACAAUCUCUGGUUGCUGUGGUGGGUGAUCCCAUCGCCCUGUGCUCUAUCGGAAGAUGCAGGAAAUUUUGGGAGCGGUUUAUUGCCCUGUGUCAUGAAAAUAAUAGCCUACACGGAAUCACUUUUGAACAGAUCAAAGCUCAGCUAGAGGCUUUAGAACUAAAGAAGACAUAUGUGUUGAAUCCGCUGGCACCUGAAUUUAUCCCCCGGGCUCUAAGACUGCAGCAUUCAGGAAAUACCAACAAACUGCAGCAGUCACCCCCCAAGGGGAAAAGCCUCCAUCAUACCCAGAAUGAUCAUUUCCAGAAUGAUGGAAUUGUUCAGCCCAAUCCUUCUGUACUUAUUGGCAAUCCUAUUAGAGCAUAUACUCCUCCACCCCCCCUUGGACCUCACCCAAAUUUGGGGAAAUCUCCAAGCCCUGUUCAAAGAAUAGAUCCUCACACUGGGACAAGUAUUCUUUAUGUACCUGCUGUCUAUGGAGGGAAUGUAGUUAUGUCGGUGCCUUUACCUGUACCAUGGACAGGGUACCAGGGCAGGUUCGCAGUUGAUCCUCGGAUCCUUACACACCAAGCAGCGAUGGCCUACAAUAUGAACCUCUUACAGACACACGGACGGGGGUCUCCCCUACCGUAUGGCCUUGGGCACCACCCACCCGUCAGCAUAGGGCAGCCACAAAGCCAGCAUCAGGAGAAGGAUCAACAUGAGCCAAGUCGAAAUGGUAAAAGUGAUACAAAUAAUCCUGGACCUGAAAUUAGUAAGAUUCGAACACCAGAGAAAAAGCCUAUGGAAUCCAAACAGAUUGAUUUGGAAUCAAAUCCACAGAACAGAAGUCCUGAGUCGCGUCCUGGUGUUGUUUAUCCCAAUACCAAAUUUCAUCGCAAAGAUAAUCUCAACCCGAGACAUAUAAAUCUUCCUCUCCCUGCUCCCCACGCACAGUAUGCAAUCCCCAAUCGUCAUUUUCAUCCCCUUCCCCAGCUACCAAGACCACCAUUUCCAAUUCCGCAGCAGCACGCCUUGUUAAAUCAGCAGCAGAAUAAUUUGCCUGAACAACCAAAUCAGUUGCCGCCCCAACCGAAUCAGGUAGUCCCGCCCCAGAAUCCGUUGAAUCAGCUGACUCAGCAGCCACCUCCUCAACUUUCCCCUGCCUAUCAGGCAGGGCCCAACAGCGCUUUCUUUAAUAGUGCGGUCUCUCACCGGCCCCAGUCCCCUCCUGCAGAGGCUGUGAUUCCUGAGCAGCAGCCCCCUCCCAUGCUGCAGGAAGGCCACAGCCCUCUUCGGGCCAUCGCACAGCCCGGCCCCCUCCUUCCUUCCCAUCUGAAUAACUUCACUGAUGAGACUCCCCCGGGAUUGCCAAUCGGGGAGGCUUUAGAUCGUAUGCAUGGGAGUGUAGCUCUGGAAACACUGAGGCAGCAGCAGGUGCGGCUCCAGCAGUGGAAUGAGCAUCACGCCUAUCUCAGUCAGGGCAGUAUUCCGUACCCUCACCACCAUCCUCAUCCUCACCUCCAGCAUCUUCCUCAGCCGCCAGUGAGAGCGGACUGGAAGCUCCCCAGCAGCGCGGAGGACGAAGCAGAAACCGCAGACUCCAGGUUUCAAGACUUAAUCAGAGAACUGUCUAAUCGUGAUCAAAGUGAAACACGGGAACUGGCUGAAAUGCCACCACCUCAAUCAAGACUUUUGCAAUAUAGACAAGUUCAGAGCAGGAGCCCGCCAGCAGCCCCGCCUCCCCCGUCCAGCACGGACCACAGUGGCCACUUUUCUAACUUUAAUGACAGUAGCAGAGACAUCGAAGUAGCCAACAACCCAGCAUUUCCGCAGCGCCUGCCGCCCCAGCUCUUCAGCUCACCAUUCUCAUUGCCAUCCGAACACCUUGCCCCUCCUCCCUUGAAAUACCUGGCGCCUGACGGAGCGUGGACUUUUGCUAACUUACAACAGAGUCACCUAAUGGGGCCGGGUUUUCCCUACGGCCUACCUCCCUUGCCUCACAGACCACCGCAGAACCCUUUUGUACAAAUACAGAAUCAUCAACACGCUAUUGGUCAAGAGCCAUUUCACCCACUGUCAUCUCGAACAGUAUCUUCUUCUUCGCUCCCUAGCUUAGAAGAGUAUGAACCCAGAGGACCUGGUCGGCCCUUGUACCAAAGAAGAAUCUCAUCUAGCUCAGUCCAGCCUUGUUCUGAAGAAGUAAGCACUCCUCAAGACAGUCUUGCUCAGUAUAAAGAGCUUCAGGACCAUAGUAGCCAAUCUUCUUUCAACUUUUCAUCCCCGGAGUCCUGGGUAAACACCACCUCAUCUACCCCCUAUCAGAACAUUCCGUGUAAUGGACCCAGCAGGACAGCUCAACCCAGAGAGUUGAUAGUUCCACCACCCAAGACCGUCAGACCCCCUGAGGAUCAGCUGAAGCCCGAGAGCCUCGAGGUGUCCAGUUCCUUCAACUAUAAUGUGCUGCGGCAUCUCGGCCAGUUCCCCCCACUCAUGCCCAACAAGCAGAUCGCGGAGUCGGCCAGCAGCAGUAGCCAGCAGAGCUCGGGGGGCAGCAAGCCCGCCAUGUCGUACGCCAGCGCUUUGCGGGCCCCUCCCAAGCCCAGGCCCCAGCCUGAGCAGGCCAAGAAGAGUAGCGACCCUCUGUCUCUGUUCCAGGAGCUCAGCCUGGGGAGCUCAUCAGGCAGCAAUGGCUUUUACUCCUAUUUCAAAUAAUCACUUUUUUCCCCCCUCCAGGGCGAAUGUUUUGAUUUUUGUUUAUAUCAAUAGAAUUAAGAUAGUUGGACUUCCUCUAUAGAUGCACAGUUCCCUUUGUUUUAAUAUUAAAUGUGUUCUCACUUAAUUGCUUUGCUGCUAGACUUGCAACUAAUUUUUUAAAAGUAUAUUCCAUUAUUUUGCAUUUCUGACGUGUCUUUUGACAGCUUUUAUGUAGAAUAAAAAAUAUUUUUAAAUUUGUGUAUUGUUACAUAUGUUUGCAUCAAGCUAGCAGCUAAGAGUUAAUUGUGCAACUAUAAAAAAAAAAAAGAAAAAAAAACUUUGUCUAAAAUGUAUUUAAAAAGAAAAAAAAUUGUAAGUAGCAUUUACAUUUAUUCAAUAAUAUUACCAUAUGCUGGGUUUCUGUACCAGAAAUGGCCAGUUGAUGUACAAAUGUAUGUUAUUUUUGCUUAAAUUCAUUUAAAAUUUUUUAAAAUAAAGGGGCAGCAUCUUCUAAAUACUUUAAGUUUUAUCAGUUUUUUUUUUUUUUUUUUUGUGACAAGAUGCUGCAUUCUAAAACUUUUAUAGUUUUAGACUCUGUAUGAUGUGCUGUUGUAAUCUCCAUCCACUGUAGGAUAGAGUUAAAGGCAUUCUUUGCAAAUGUAUCUUGUAUGCCACUGUUUUUUGUAACAUGAAAAAACAUUGGCAUAGUUAGUUAUUUUUUGGACAAGCUGUACUUCAAGCUUGUUUUUAACGUUAAUUUGAUAGUGUGUGUGUGUGUGUGUGUGUGUUUUUUUUUUAAACAAAUCAUGAAGCUGAAAAAUUUUUAGGAUUGUUGGUGCUUAGUAGACUUGAUAACUAUUUUAAAAAUGCGUGAAUUUAGUAAAAUCCUUUUUUUCUCACUAUGCAUGUGUAAAUGUUUGUAAUCUGGCUUUUCUCCCCCCCCCCUCCCCCCAGUGGUAUAAAGAAUUGUGCCGCUUUAAGGUUUGUUUUUUUUUUUCCCCCCUCCAGUAAAAAUUUUGGUACCUUAUUUGAUGUUUACAUUAAAAUGUGACAUUAUUCAUGGCAAUUCAAAUAUUUUGCUAACUGUUUUGUUUGAGGAACAUCAUUAAAAAGAAAUCUGAUAUUUGUCCAACAUGUAUCAAAAUUCAUCGAAAUCUGGGGCAAAAAACUACCCUUGUUUUUCAUGUCUUUCGAUUCUUAUAAUCCCACUGAACUUGUAUAAAAAUAUAAAAUUUAAAUAGCCAUCUUAAAUAUUCUACAGUCUAAAAAUUGUUUUCAGUGAACUUUGGUAAAAUCCAAAGCAAAACAUUUACCCUCUUAAAACUUGUGGUCUUCUAACACCCUUGAAACAAUGCAUGUCCUUCUUGUUUUCCUGGUUGGGUAGUCCUACUUUUUAUACUUCAGAGAAAUCUUGAAACUACAACAUAACUUUUUUGUUGUUGUUCUUUUUGUUUGGUUUGGUUUUGGUUUUGUUUUUAAAUAACGUAAGGUUCGGAAACAUUGCUGAUGAACCAGUGAAUCCUGAUGAUCCAUUCAAAAAUAGUUUUUUCUGGAGGACUACUUUUGAAUAGGCCAUCCUGUAUUCACAGUACAAUUUUUGAAAUGGGGUUGAAAAGUGGUGGCAGGGUUAAAGAAAACUCCUCACAGCUCCUCUAUGACUGGAGUUUUAUUGCUGUUGGCCAGCUCCGACUCCCUGUAACCUUUAGACAGUUUAGGAGAAGAGAACGCCUUUGGUUAAGGGUUAGUGAGCCUGCAGGAAAAGGAGAACACCUGUUUUCUUCAGCUCUUUCUGCUCAGAGUGGGUGCACAUCAUUUGUCUGCGGCUUCCGUGUAUGGGCUGUGAGUCUCCAUGUGAGGCAGUGGAUGGAGACCUGUGGACUGUAGACGUAUUAAUGGUUAGUAUAAAUCACAGUUGGAAGACAGAGCCAGCAACUUACGGCACCACAUUUUGUCUCUCUGAUGUCCGACCGCCACCUUUAACUGUGUCACAUUUUGCUCAACGUAACUUUAGUCACAAGAAGUUUUUGCGUUUCGACUCAGUGACGAAACGCAAGAUAGAGCCCAAAUUAAAAUCAGAUCUUCCUGACGGGAGGAUGUCUCUGAACAAUAAUUUUUGCAUCCGUGAUUCUCCCCCACAAUGCAAGUCGGAUAAACGUUUCAGAGCAUUUUGAUAAUUACGAAGACAGAACUGGCAUGUCAGGGCUUUGAGUUAAUCCCUUGUCAUGGAGUCAUUGCCGAAUUUUCUGUUUUCCAUACUUGAACCUUUAAAAAAUAUCAGUUUUAACUUAUUUGUAUUUAUAUUUAAAGAGGUCAGGUGCACACCCCACCACUUUAUAUAAAUAUACUGAUGUUGGAAGCUUGGGAUAAGGAAGCUGCUGAGUUGUCGUGACACCCCUGUUCUAAGAAGUUAUUUCCAAAAAACUAAAAACAAUAGCUACUUAUUAGUUCCUUGCUCUGCUGUGUCCCAGUGUUCCUCCUUUCCUGAUAGUUCUUAACAACCGGUCAAGUAUUUGGAUAUUGUUUCCAUCUACUGCCCUUGUAGGUUCAGUUUUGAAUGUGUCUUCUAACACAUUUACUCUUCCUCAGUGUUACUUACUGCCAUCUCUCCAGCUGAGCUUUGAAUCUGUCAUUUACGCGCGUGUAAAGUGUUGCAAUGAUCCUGAUUGAGUCUUACCGGGGGAAUCCUUGUAAGUUUCUGUGGAAACGAGGCGUGGCUCAUGCUGUCUGGGUAUUCCUUGGGUAGUAGUUAGCAAAUGCACACAAAGCAGACUGAGAAAACAGCUUAAGUGCUAGUUUCAUCCUUAGUGUUCAGACGGAACUUUUUUUUUUUGAAGAAACCUUGAUGUUAGCUCUUGGAUGAUGCCAAGUAUUACCAGCUUCCUUUUCUUCUAGUACUGAUUUCUUUUAAGUGAAGUUAAUUGUUCACAUGAUGUCUUUCUACUUCUUUGUAUCACUCUGAGGUGUUUCCUUUUUCUUGCCAGAACUUUUUUUUUUUUAAUUCAUCUCGCUUUUUAAUUUCAGUGCUGCUUGAGAUUUUCUUUUUUUUUUUUUACCUUGAAGAAAUUCUUUUGGCUGAUAGAAUCUGUAGAGUGUCUGUGCUGAAGUUUUUUUUUUUUUUCUUUCCUGAUCUAACAAUGAUUUUAUUUAAGAUUUGAAAAACCUCAUGAUUCAGUGUAAUGUGGAUAUUUUCUGGUGUUGCUUUUAAAAGGGGCUUUGGUUGCCAUUUUGGCACAUGCUUUGCCAAACUGUUAUAGCAGAGCUUUGUUUCUGAUUAAUCAGUAGUUAAUUAUUGACCAUUUAAACUAACAUGACCUUAAUGUUCCUUUCCCCAGACAGAUACGCUUUCUAUCCAGGUCAUUUUGUAUAUGCGAAAUAACAAACUGCUUUGUGUGGUUUUUUUCAUGAGAGAUCCUAGAAUAAGUUCAGGUUGAGUGUAAACAUCAAUUGGUCUUUUCAGUUCAAAGAAUUGCAGAAUAAGUAAAAUACGCAGAAUUCCCACUGAAUAAGCAUUAUCUAAUUGAACAUAGCAAUCUCCAAGACCUAUUUGUAAAAAUAGUUUCCUUGUGGAUGGAGGCAUUGAAAUUGCUGAGAAAGCUAACUGAAUUUCCUCGCUUUGAGAUAGGUAACAUAUAGUAGUAUCUUGUUCUAGUGUAGUUACUUUACGUGUUUAAUAUUUUUCAUGUAUAUACAUCUCGAGAGCAACGAAACUAUAAGCAUAUAAGAAUGUAUCUCUAGCUACUUUGGCUAGAGAGAGCCACCCAUGCCUGAGAUCCAGGGUGUGAACAAACAAUUUCAAGAUAAAAAGAAAAUUAGAUUGACUGAACUAGUUGUUUAAAAAGACACCUGUUAUACUUGGAUGACGUUUCAUAUUGGAGUUGUCCUUAAAAAGGUAAUCCCGGAAAAAGUUUAAGAAUACAUGAUUGAAACCUUAAAUAUAUUGAUAGAUACAGAUUGCUGCCUUAAAGUGUUGUUUAGGCUACCAUCCACUUCUUGUUUUCUUCUAGCCCCACAAAGGUAGUGAUUUGUCCUUUAUGAUUUACCAUGAUUUAUAAUUAUUUCUUGUGAGCCAUCCCCCUAACAUACGAAAACCCUUAAUUUCUACCACCGCCAUAUGUGUCUUCCUAAAUCUCAAAGUAAAUGUGUUAAUAGAUCUGAUUUUUCUCUCCCUUCUUUGCCACAAUCGUUAGAAAUAAUGGAUAAUGUUCUACGAUUUCUUGUUCAGAAUAUCACAUAGUGAUGUCGUCUUUUUAUAAAGAUACGGACCGCCAUGAAAGAGUAAGUGACAUGCUAGUCUUCAAAGUGCACAUUAUAUUAGGCAUCUCGAAUUUCCCUUCUACUUGAAGUUGGAUGUUUAUUUGCUGAGAUUUUAUUGUAAAGCUGCUAACUUCACACUUACUACUUUCAUACAUCUGCUUAAUUAGCAAUUUCAAGACCAUUGUUAAAAGGAGUGAAUCUUACUAACGUCAAA
This is a messenger RNA of Acinonyx jubatus (cheetah), 10547 nucleotides long. It is a transcript of the gene HELZ, whose product is annotated as helicase with zinc finger. The record is from RefSeq and is a predicted model, not a curated record. Gene Ontology annotation, molecular function: hydrolase activity; helicase activity; metal ion binding. Gene Ontology annotation, cellular component: P granule; cytosol. The transcript is spliced from 31 exons. Bases 281 to 6097 code for a protein of 1938 amino acids. Lineage: Eukaryota; Metazoa; Chordata; Mammalia; Carnivora; Felidae. Gene Ontology annotation, biological process: regulatory ncRNA-mediated post-transcriptional gene silencing.